Rotaria sp. Silwood1 is the source of this 735-nucleotide messenger RNA. The record is from the annotation of a GenBank genome assembly. NCBI's taxonomy places the organism in Eukaryota, Metazoa, Rotifera, Eurotatoria, Philodinida, Philodinidae.
AUGGAUCAUUCACAUACAAACUAUUUUUUACCUUUUGAUGCUGCUUCAUAUUUUGAUUCGGCAGCAGCAGCAGCAGCAGCUACUUAUAAUCCAUAUACAGAUUUUUAUUCACACCAACCAUCAGCAACAAGUUCAUCAACAACAGCUACAUCUUAUCAUCAAAUGUAUCGUACAACACCGACAACAUUAAGACAUCCAAGUUUUUAUUCAGCUACAAUGCAGAGUCUUCAAUCAUCUUAUAAAAUGUUUGGUACACCACAAAAUGAUACAAAUUCUUCAUCAUUUCUUGGUACAACAACACCUACAGCAUUCUUACAUGAUAAUAAACGAAAACAAAGACGUAUUCGUACAACGUUUACUAGUUUACAACUGAGAGAACUUGAAAAAUGUUUUCAACAAACACAUUAUCCUGAUGUUUAUUUACGUGAAGAAAUUUCACUUCGUAUUGAUUUAACUGAAGCUCGUGUUCAAGUAUGGUUUCAAAAUAGACGAGCUAAAUGGCGUAAACAAGAACGACAAAAGCAAUCACUCAAAACAAAAAAUAAUAAUCCUAACCCGUCAUCAAAAAGCAAUAAGAUUGCAAUAGGUGAUACGAAAAAACCACAUAAAGAUCAUCCGAAUCGGUAUUCUAUUGAUAAUAAUGAUGAAACCAAACGUUCAAGUUGUUAUAAUGAACAAAAUUUAUCUAAUAUUGUAUAUACAUCGCCUGAUAUCAAAUAUAAUUCAUUUCAAUAA